AUGUCCGUCGGCACCAUGGACUCGCACGCCACCGUCACUGAGGGCGGCAAGCGACGCUCCGGAGGCUUCCUCGGCUUCGGCAGAAAGAAGGAUAGGGCAAAGGUCGAAGAGCAAGACGAGCAGCAGUCAAAGGGCCAGCAGCGCCAGUCCUUCUCCGUUUCCGGCCGCCCGUCUGGCGGCCCCGCCCCCGAGCUCUCGCGACCCCUGUCCCAGCAGCCGGGCAUGGUUGUCCAACAGAACGGAAGAGUCGUUCCUGGACAACAGCAGCAGUACCAGCAGCAGCAGUAUCAGCAGCAACAGCAACAGCAGCGCAGCGACUUUGGACCUACGCCCCCGCCCCAACAUGCGCGCGCACAGAGCCUCGGCGCCAACCAGACGAUGGGAGGGCCACCUGUCGCACCCCGUCCGACCGGGGGUGACCAGACUCGCAACGCUCCGCCUGCCGAGUCACCGGCAUCAAUGGGCUCUCCUGCCGUUAUUGACGGCAAGGACCCAGGAUUCCGCCAGUCAUUUGAGCCUGUGGUUGAGCUCAUUUCGUACCAGCCGCACAAGACAUACGUUGCGAGCCCGCCAGAGCUCGAAAUGAUCUUUGCGCGCACGAGCGCGGGACAGCAGCCCAGGCAAGGUGCUCCUGGCAGCCCCACCAAUGACUGGGAUGCUGUCUGGCUCCAGCUCUCGGGUACCUCGCUCUCAAUGUGGUCAAUGAAGGAGACUCGCGCAGCCGCAGCUGCUGGCACCAAGGUGCCCCCAACAUACUUCAACAUAACUGAGUCGACGCUUGAGCUGCUCAGCCCGCUCCCUCCUCCUCCCCAUCGCCCUAACUCGCACCCGCACAAGCACGUUUUCUCACUCAACACUGCCGGCUCGAACCGCCUUCUCUUCUCUUGCCCAACUGAUCUUGACCUCAACCGCUGGACGACGGGCUUGCGCCUGGCCGCUUGGGAGCGCUCCCGUCUCGAGGAGAUCUACACUGGCCACCUCAUCCAAGCAGGUCGUCGAGAGCCUCGCUCUCCUCUCGUGGGAGGCCGCCUGGAAGGCUGGGUACGCGUCCGUGUGAUGGGUGGCAUCGAGUGGCACCGUCUCUGGCUCGUGCUGUCCGACCCCGAGACGCUUGCUCCCGAGGUGGCAGGCACUCAAGGCCGGCGGCGGUCGUCCUUCUUCGGCCUGGGCCACGAGAAGCCCGAGACCAUCCAGGAGCCAAACACGGGUGUGCCCAUGGCCACAUUCUACAAUGAGCCCCGCACCGCCAAGAACCGCACGUCGUCGCUGCCAGUUCUCACUGUUACCAACAUCACCCAAGCGUACGCCAUGUUCCCCGAACGCCUCGAGGUCAUCUCGCAGUCCAACCUCAUGAAGGUUGUGGGUCGUGUGAGUGGAGAGCUAGUCACAAUCGAGGGUGGCUUGCGUGAGUCGGGUUGGGCCAUGAUCAUGCCCGAAGCACCCGGAGAGGAGCCCUCUGCCACGCCUCAGGUGUCGCCGCUCGGUAUCAUGAUGCGUUGGGUCACCGCAUUCCACGAUGCCUUCAAGCUGUAUGGCCGCCCUCAGCAGUACUCGUGGAGCGAGAACGACCCUAGAAGCUUGUUCUUCGGCUACCCGCGUGGCGAGUUCCGAGGCGACCUGUUCCUUACGAUGGACGAGGCCAUGCGCGCCAACCAGAGGCUCAACACGCCAGCCAUCCGCGGACAGUUCAUUGGGCUGGUGCAGCGUAGAAUGAGCCAGCGGCCCAGAGUCGAGCAGGUCAACGCCGCGCCUAUCGAGAACGACAAUCCGAAGAUGGCACAGGAGCGAGCUUACCUCCGUCAGGCCGAGGAGGAGUCGGCCGCCUCCCACCAGCUUCGCCAGCAGCAGCAGCAGCAGCAGCAGCAGCAGCAGCAGCAACCGCAAGCCCAGCAGCAGCAAAAUGGGCAUGGUAACUCCUUCACCCUUCCCCCACUACAAUUCAGCGAUGAGACGGACCAGGAUUCUGGCUCCGGAACGCCCAUCGCCCUGGCUGGCGCUGCGGCCGCUGGGGCUCUUGCUGUUGGAGGAGCUACAGCCAUGUACCACGACGACGCACGCGCACUCACGCCCAUCACUGAGUCCGACGCCUCGCGCAACAACUCGGCCCGCCGCCCUACAGCGGGAACUGGGGGUGCUGAGGUCGGCACUGCACUGGGCUCUCCUAGUCCUGCCUCGCGCUCGAUCCCUGCAAACAACGCUGCACCACACGCCUACCAGCCUGAGGUUCCUCCUGGCCAACAGGGUUGGGUUCAACACCCGUCGCGUGCUCCUGUCCAGAGAGGCGAGCCCUCGGGCGCUGGAAUUGCUUCUAAUCCUACCGCGCCCCCUGUCCGACCGGUCUCUAUGGCCACGUUUGGUAAUCGCGAGUCGAGUGACGACAUUAGCAUCGUCACGGCUACUUCUCCCGGCGUCACCUCUCCCAGCCGCGACCCUAGCACGCGCCAGAGUACACUCCGCUCCGAGGACACGCAGCCCUCUAUGUGGUCGCAGUCCUCCGGUGCCACACCGACGGCCGCCAACACGCCGUUCAACCAGUCGCACAACCCUUCGUUUGCAGGUCAUGCGCGCACACCUCCGCCCACUAAUGGGAUGGCGAACGGUAACGCUGCCAGACGGACCCCGCCUCAGCAGGGCAGCCCUGUGCCAAUCGCUAAGAGCCCCAAUAUGGGACCAACUAUUUCUGCUGGCUCCUUUAUGGGCGGAGCGAAGCCCGCCGUCUCCCAGUUUGCUCAGUCGCCGCCGCAUAACGCGGCGACGCAGCAGCAGUUUGCUAGCCAGCCGUCGUCACCGCCCGUCGCCGCCCACCAGCCCCCGGCGGCAGCGUCGCACUCGAGCCACAGCCAUUCAAAAUCAAGCCACACCACCAUCGCCGCCGUCGCGGCUGGCACUGCAGGUGCCGCUGCUGCCGCGUUGAGUACUCAGGCCUUCACGCGCCAAAGUCCGCCCCGUGGCAGCCCGCCUUCGGACGGCACCUUGCACCAGCCUCAGCCCUCGCGUUCGCAGCGCAUGUCCAUGACCGAGGUGCCGGGCCUGCGUGAGGAGCCGGCUGCCAUGUAUCUUAUGAACAUGGUUGAGGAGCCUGCAGCCCCUACGAGCAUGCAAGACAACAGGGCUGCACCGGGCAAUGCUCUAGGCUCGGGGACUCGUGUCACUGGCAUCACAGACGCUCCUCGCAACGUAUCACCCGUGAGACAAGCUCCUGCACCCGCUCAAGCGCCUGCUUCACCGCCCAAGCCCACGCACACCUCGCCCAUUCAGGCUGCUCCAGGCCCUACCGCCGCAUUUGCCGGCCCUGCGGCUACAACGACACGUGCGGCGGCCCCCCAGACCUCUCCUCCUCUUCACCCCACCGCAUCCUCUGCGCCAGCCAGCGGCCCAGUCGCUUCCUCGGCGCUCGCGGGCUCACCGCCACCAUCACAGGAACCUGCUGCGCCUGCUGCGCCUGCCGCCACCCCGUCUAGCUUUGCAUCGAGUGCAGGUCCAGCUGCUGCCGCCGGAGCUGGUGCUGCCGCACUCGGUGCCGCUGUGGCCCACUACUCGCGCUCACCGCCUGUCAAGGAGCCGUCCCCAUCCCGCUCCCCAGCCUCCAUUGGCUCAGACAAGCCUGCUCGCCCGACCAUAGUCACUGCAUUUGACCAGCACCAGCAGCAGCACCACUCUCGCCCAGGCAUUCAGCGUAAGCCAUCUGGUGCGCGUGCGCAGCAGCCGCCUCUCAGCGCGGUGCGGAGAGGCAGCGGCGCAUCCGGAGAAGCCGUCCCUGCGAUUCAGGAGCAGGUGGAGGUUGGACGCAACGCCACCGUGCCAGGCACGGCUGACGACCACCCGAUCGACAAUCGUGUCUUGACUUCUCCAACUGCUGUCAACUCUGUCACAUCGCCAACUACUCGUGCGGCCAACGUCAACGCCAACUCCAAAAUGCACGACUUUGCGCCAGACACUGCCGCUUUCCUCGCCUACGCCGAUGAGCCCACACCCGCGCCUGCGCACAGCCGCGCCAAGCUCCCUUCCCCGCCCCAGCCCGCUCAGGAGGCACGUUCGUCGUUCGCCCCGUCAAAGCAGGCGGCCGAGCGGCGCGCCAAGGCAGAAGCUGCCGCUGCAGAGCAUCAGCGCUCAAUGAACGUUCCCGGUGCUGGCAGGCAGAAGGCUGCCCAGAAGCCCGACAACUGGGACGGCAGCGACACGGACGAGAGCGACGACGAUGAAGACGGGAACCAUGUACAGGAAGGUCGCGGAUCGCGUGCCUUACCCUCGAUCCCCCAGCCUCCAACGAUUCAGCAGCCACCUUAUCAGCCCCAGCAGCCACCUCAGUUCCGUCAGCAACAGCAGCAACAGCAGCAGUAUUCUCAACAGCAGCAGUUCUACGGUGGUCCCGGCGGACCGGCGAACGGCGACCGCUUCGAGCUCCCCAAGAUGAGCAACCUUUCGAUCAAUGACCCCCGCUAUGACCGUCCUCGCUCCCGCUCCCCGCCCGCCCCUCACCGUCACCUUCCUCAGCAGCCGCUGCUUGCCCAGGAGACGGAAGCACCGCGUCAGCAGCAGCAGCGCGCUGCCCCUCCUCCUCAGCCUCCUGCGGCCAGGACCAACGUGUGGAACGCCAACUUCGAGGUCGAACACGGCAUGGACCGCAAGGGCACGUUCGUCGAGCUCGAGGAGCCCCAGGUUGCUCUCACAAAGGCUUUCACUCCGGGUGGUCUCAUCCAAGCCGGCAUGCAGGACAAGCGUGACCGCUCGGCCAAGCGUCAGGAAGAAGUUGCGCGGGAAACUGGCUCCGCGCUUGUCAAUGUGCCCGAGCCCCCUCCCCCUCCUCAGACUGGUCUUGUUGGCGCUGUGGCAGCACACGAGCGCGACCGCAAAAACCCCGGCGGCAUUGGCGCCACGCUCACCGACCGCGAUCGUGAACGCCGUCUUGCCGAGGAGCGGCAGCGCAAGAUUGACGAACUGCAGCGUCAGCAAAUGGAGCACAUGCAGCAGCAGUACACCGGCGGCGGCAUGUUCCCGGGCCAGUUCCCUGCGUACGGCUAUGGUAUGCCACCCAUGGGCUUCAACCCUUACGGCAUGCCAAUGAAUCCCGCCGCUCAGCAGCACGCCAUGAUGGCCGCACAGAUGGCGUACCAGCAGACUAUGAUGGCCAUGUCGCAGGCAGGCUCGCAGGCCGGUGACGCGCCCGAUGGCCGCGUCUCGCCCCAGAGCCAGAUGCGCAUGUCUCCCCAGCCCUUCCAGAUGGGCCAGAUGCCGCCCAUGGGCUUCCCAGGCUACGGGAUGCCGCCGACCCAGAGCAUGUAUGGCGGCUUCCCUGGUUAUGGAAUGCCAGGCAUGGGCGGCCCCGCUUCGGCUUGGGGUGGCUCGCAGGCCCACUUCCAGCAGGGCCUCGCGCCGGGUAAUGGCGACCACAGCCCCAUUGGUGGCUCGUACCCGGGCUCUGAGCGAGGCGAGGAGCGCCAGGCCAGCUAG
Molecule: messenger RNA, 5451 nt
Organism: Cutaneotrichosporon oleaginosum
Lineage: Eukaryota; Fungi; Basidiomycota; Tremellomycetes; Trichosporonales; Trichosporonaceae
Biological process (GO): regulation of transcription by RNA polymerase II
Cellular component (GO): NURF complex
Source: RefSeq, a predicted model, not a curated record